GGCCAAGCCUCUCACUCGCCGCUGUUCCUGGCGGGGAGAUCACGGCGGCGCGUAUUGUGCAGCAGCGGGAGUUUAGCCCUGGUACCGGGACCUUCUUCCGCCGUCUCUCUCUACAUCCCGGAAUUUUUUUUAUUCUAUUCCCCGUGUCCUGACGUGAGGAGCCGGCGCUGCCUCUGCCCAUUGAAUCCUCGUUGCCGGCGGUAUAAAGUUUAGUGUGGAGCCGGGACCUUCCAUUGUCUCGUAGCCCAUGGCGACCUCCACCCCGAGGCAGUCCAGCCGGCGGAGCAGCAUGAGCACCCCGCUCAGCCCCACGCGCAUCUCCCGCCUGCAGGAGAAGGAGCAGCUGCAGCAUCUGAACGACCGCCUGGCCGUCUACAUCGACAAGGUGCGGAGCCUGGAGUCCGAGAACAGCGUGCUGCAGCUGCAGGUCUCCGAGCGGGAGGAGGUGCGGAGCCGGGAGGUCACCGGCCUGAAGGAUCUCUACGAGACCGAGCUAGCGGACGCCCGGCGGAGCCUGGACGACACUGCGCGGGAGCGAGCCAAGCUGCAGAUAGAGCUGGGCAAGCUGCGGGGCGACUACGAGCAGCUGCAGCUCAGCUUCUCAAAGAAGGAAUCGGACUUCAGUGGUCUUCAGGCCAAGCUUAGGGACAGCGAGGCUCUUCUCCACACCACAGAUGCGGCGCUUGUCACUGCAAAGAGCGAGAAGAAAGCUCUGGAGCAAGAGGUGGAAAGUCUGCAAUCUGAGAUUGAGCAAUUUGAGUCUGCGUUGGCAAAGUUGAAGUCACAGCUCGGUGAUGUAACUCUAAUCAAAGUGGAUCUUGAAAAUAAAUGCCAAUCUCUGAAGGAAGACCUCGAGUUCAGGAAAAAUAUACAUGAAGAGGAGAUCAAAGAAUCUAGAAGACGGCAUGAAACCCGCUUGGUAGAAGUAGAUUCUGGGCGUCUGGUUGAGUAUGAACACAAGCUUGCCCAGGCGCUGUCGGACAUGAGGUCACAGCAGGAAGACCAAGUUAAGAUCUAUAAAGAUGAACUUGAGCAUACUUAUCAAGCGAAGCUGGAGAAUGCAAAGCUGUCUUCUGAGAUGAACAGCAGUACUGCUCGGAGUACUCGGGAGGAGCUAAUGGAGAGCCGCUUGCGGAUCGACAGCCUGACAACCCAGUUGUCAGACUUGCAGAAAGAGUCUAGGGCAUGGUAUGACCGGAUGCAAGAGUUGGAAGAAUUACUUGCUAAAGAAAAGGAUUCUUGUCGCCGAAUGCUUGCAGAAAGGGAGCGGGAAAUGGCUGACAUAAGGGACCAGAUGCAACAACAGCUUUCAGACUAUGAACAGCUUUUAGAUGUCAAACUUGCCUUGGAUAUGGAGAUAAGUGCAUACCGCAAACUGCUGGAAGGUGAAGAGGAAAGGCUAAAGCUUUCUCCCAGUCCUUCAUCCCGUGUGACUGUAUCUCGAGCUUCUUCAAGCCGUAGUGUAAGAACCACCAGAGGCAAAAGAAAGCGGGUAGAUGUAGAAGAGUCGGAGGCUAGCAGUAGUGUGAGCAUUGCCCACUCUGCUUCUGCAUCUGGCAAUGUAGCUGUCGAAGAAUUGGAUGUGGACGGCAAAUUUAUCCGACUGAAGAACAACUCUGACCAGGAUCAACCAUUAGGAGGCUGGGAGAUCGCCAGAACAAUUGGAGAGACAACAGCCAACUACAAGUUUACCUCAAGAUAUGUGCUUAAAGCGGGACAGACUGUUACGAUCUGGGCUGCUAAUGCUGGAGUCCCUCAAAGUCCUCCCUCUGACCUCAUCUGGAAGAACCAGAAUUCUUGGGGCACUGGUCAAGAUGUCAAAGUUGUGUUGAGAAACUCUCAGGGAGAGGAAGUGGCUCAAAGGACGACUGUGUUUACAACCUCUGUACCCGAGGAAGAAGUUGAUGAAGAGGAAGUAGAGGUAGCAGAAGAGCUUGAGACAGAAAACCGGCUACGUCGACAGGCCGCUGACAACAGAAGCUGUUCUGUAAUGUAGAGCUGUCAUCAGCCUGGCUACAGAUUAUGAGCCUCUUGGAACUGAUGCUUCACUGGUAUACAGCAUAAAAUGCCCAAGUUAAUGGCCUUACCUUUUCAAUUACAGUAAUGGGCAUUUGGCCAUUGCUUCAAUUGAAACAUGUAAAAUGUGAAUUGACUGGUUAUACACUGAUAGAUCCUGGAUGAAUCGGAAGUGGAAUCUAAAAUGUGAAGGCCAUGUGUUGUCACCUGACAGUCCUGUGACUGCACUUAAAGGUGCUCUGAUUGGGGGCACAUGGCAUUUGUGCUUCCAGCAUUUUUGUACUGCAUUUUUUUUUUACUUUCUAUCACAAAAUCUAAAUUUUAAACCAUUUUAUCCCUCAGCUCUAUUGCAAAGGUGUUACUUGUAUUAUGUGAAAAAUGCAGCAGUUUUAUUGUACUUUAUUUUUUUUUUAUUAGAUUGGGUGAUGUCAUAGCUAUUUUAAAUAGGACACCAUUUUAAAUAAAAUAAAAAACUUUCUAAUUUGAUUCUUA
Messenger RNA from Bufo gargarizans (Asiatic toad), 2508 nucleotides. RefSeq names its product lamin B1 (gene LMNB1). The record is from RefSeq and is a predicted model, not a curated record. The transcript has 11 exons. Bases 248 to 1996 code for a protein of 582 amino acids. Lineage: Eukaryota; Metazoa; Chordata; Amphibia; Anura; Bufonidae.